Messenger RNA from Gryllus bimaculatus (two-spotted cricket), 1335 nucleotides. The record is from the annotation of a GenBank genome assembly. Lineage: Eukaryota; Metazoa; Arthropoda; Insecta; Orthoptera; Gryllidae.
GCGGAAAUUACAAAAGCACCCCAGCGAUCACAGAAGGUCACUUGCGCAUUUACCCGUACAAUUUGCGAAGUGGGAAGGCUUUCCACUUGAACAUCACGUUAUUUUUUGAAGUUGUAUGAGUGGUGUUAUUCUUCAUUUGCUGUGCGGAAGAGUUGGACAUACAUUUACCACCAAAUCCAUGCGUUUUUGGGAAUCGAUUAAAACUUAUAUAAUAGUUUUUAAUAAGUUAAAUUAUACGUUGUGUAUUUUAAACCGAAUACAAUAGACUUUGUACCAGUUUUUUUUAAUCGAAAGUAAACGAGAUGGAUAGGAUUCAAACUCCCUUCGAUUCGGUGCAGAAGACACCUUCGUAUCGUUCUGUUACUUAUAAAACAAAGGUGGGAUCUCUUGGAAAGGGCAAGCUACUGAAAAUGAAGAAAUUAGCUGAAAAAGAGAAAAAUUCUGAGGAACUCAACAACCUGUAUCUUGAAUCAUCACAUAAAAAAAAUAGAUUAGAAGAAAAAAACACCUUUGAAAGAAAACACAUUUUACCAUCUUCAAAAGUCUUGAAUAUUCGUACUAAGAGGCAACAAUAUAAAGCUAAUGCUCCAUCAGAAAUUUUUGUUUAUGAAGAAUGUGUUAAAAGUAUGACUGAAAUGAUUUACAUAAUGCUGGAAGAAGAAAGUGUUGACAGAACACUAGAAAAUUUCAAUUUUAAUACUGCAUAUCAAGCAACAACUCUCUUUAAACAGGUUGUUUAUGCACUAGCAGUUGCUGAAGAAAAUUGUGAAUUUGAACAUCGAAACCUUGUCAGGGAAAACAUUGGUAUAAAACUCACCAACUGUAAAACAUUUUGCUACUCGUUGCAUUCACAUCAGUACGAAGUUCGUACAGCAGGACUUGAGGUAGUUAUAAUGGAUUUUAAUUGUUCUCGAAUGACAUACGGGCAUUGGAGUUCACAAGCAAUAGUGUAUCGAAAUUUGGAUAAUUUUGUAAAUCAGGUCUCUAAAGAAACCGAUGGACGAAAUGAUGUUUAUUGUAACAUGAAAAAUUAUGACUGACUGGAAAUAUUUUUUCCCGUAUACCAAUAUCUUGUGGCUUGAAUAUUUGCUGGAUAUUCUUCUUAGAGCGGAUUAUUUAUGUCCAGAAUUUUCAGAGAAUUUAAGAAGCUUGUUUUAUAUGCAACGUAUACGGAAUACAAUAAGAAGUUGUACGAGUGCAUCAGACCUGGUUAUAUCUUCAGACAUCUUCUCUAAUUUUCCCUAACGUUUUUGUGAUCUCGAUGAAUUGUGUAAUUAUAGCUCGUGUAUUUUAUUGCACUUCUGCUUUCCUUUUGUUUAUAGGAUUAUUCCUUAA